Aplysia californica (California sea hare) is the source of this 950-nucleotide messenger RNA. Its product is annotated as UPF0691 protein C9orf116 homolog. The record is from RefSeq and is a predicted model, not a curated record. Lineage: Eukaryota; Metazoa; Mollusca; Gastropoda; Aplysiida; Aplysiidae. The transcript has 4 exons. Gene Ontology annotation, biological process: axoneme assembly. The coding region runs from base 147 to 455 and encodes 102 amino acids. Gene Ontology annotation, cellular component: axonemal microtubule.
AAGUGAAAAUAAAAAGAAUUACGGGAACCAAUUCUGGCAGUUGUCUCCCUGGUUGCUAGUAGGAACACCACAAGCAAACCGGAAAAGGUUGACAGCCGCUGUGAAGAGAGCUCCUGGAAUUUUAGAAUUUUUCACGUUUUAGAGUCAUGGAAUCUUCACAACAGGAAUUUGGGGCUGGUGGGGUGCCAUGCAAUGCACAGACUUCAGACUAUUAUAGGACAAAAGACCUUCCCCAAAGAUUUGAACACCCUGAUGUGUUCAAGGGGUACGGGAAAAAACCUCAGCACCCAAUGUACACCACAGAGGCGUCCACAUAUGGGUCAAAACCCCCAUCAGUCCACACAGUUCCCCUGUGUUUUAACGCCAGGUCUCAGGGAUUCUCAGGGCAUCUAGCGAAAUGUGGAAUGCCCCGCAACUUCUCUCUCAACACAUCCACUGACAAGAGUGUGGUUUGACAAGAUAAAGCAGUCGAGAUUCUACUUCAUGGUUUAUCUAUUGUAAUGAGCUCAAAGAAAAUAGGGAUGAACAGAAAGAACUGUUCACCGAACUCAUUUAUUCACCAGAGUGCUUUUGCUCACUUUAUGUUAUUUUGAGUCAUUCAUAUAUGAUAUGGAAAAUUUAAUUAGGACUUAAAGGUAAAAAUAUUUGUGAUUGGACUAGCUGAGGAUCGAGUCAGUUUUCACUGAGUGCAAAAUGAUGUAACGGGUGGAGUCCACCACUUAGAAGUUGAAGAACACAUGUGACAAAGUAUGUAAUUGUUAUUGACUGUAUUCACUUGGUGGUUUAGUUCUUUGGUCUGUAAAUAAAUCAAACCUAUUAUUUGUUUGAUGUCACCGCAGUUUGCUUUUCCUUUUUUUUUAAUGCUGUGGCUUAGUACUAUUUUGAGUCAUAUUUUUCAUCUUAUCAUUUUGUUAAUGCAUCAACAAUAAAUGUUCUUGGUACAGCAUGCA